AUGAGCGGCGAAGAGGAGAAGCCGGCGCUGGAGCAGUUUGGUGUCGACCUGACAGCCCGGGCCCGUGAUGGCAAACUCGACCCCGUCAUUGGCCGCGAUGCCGAAAUCCAACGAACGAUACAGAUCUUGUCCAGACGAACAAAGAACAACCCGGUGCUGAUUGGCAACGCUGGUACCGGAAAAACGGCCGUUUUGGAAGGAUUGGCGCUGCGCAUCAUUCAAGGCGACGUGCCCGAAAGCAUAAAGAACAAGCGCGUCAUUACGUUGGAUCUAGGCUCGCUCAUUGCCGGUGCCAAGUUUCGCGGCGACUUCGAGGAGCGACUGAAAAAGGUGCUCGACGAAGUACAAAAGGCCGAGGGCGAAGUGAUUCUCUUCAUCGACGAGCUUCACACCCUGUUGGGUCUAGGCAAGGCAGAGGGUUCCAUUGACGCCUCCAACCUGUUGAAACCUGCCUUGGCUCGCGGCGAGCUGCAAUGCUGUGGUGCCACGACACUUGCCGAAUACCGACUCAUCGAAAAGGACGUUGCGCUCGCUCGACGAUUCCAGCCCAUCAUUGUCAACGAACCGACAGUGGAAGACACCAUCAGCAUUUUGCGGGGCAUUAAAGACAAGUACGAAGUGCACCAUGGUGUCCGAAUUACCGAUGGCGCUCUUGUAGCGGCGGCCGCGCUCUCCAACCGCUACAUUACCGAUCGAUUCCUGCCCGACAAGGCCAUCGACCUCAUGGACGAAGCUGCCAGCCACCUCAAGCUGCAGCACGAGUCCAAGCCCGAGGACAUAAUGCGCCUCGACCACAAGAUUAUGACGAUCCAGAUUGAGCUGGAGAGUCUGCGCAAGGAAAAAGACGUGGCCAGCAAAGAGCGUCGAGCAAAGCUGGAGGAGGAGCUCAAGAAGAACCAGGCGGAAAUCUCCGAGCUCAACGCCCGCUGGGACAAGGAAAGGUCGGAGCUCGACGCCGUCAAGAAGAUCCAGGAAGACCUCGAUAAGGCGCGCUUCGAACUGGACCAGGCGCAGCGCACCGGCAACUUUGGACGCGCUUCGGAGCUCCGCUUCGGCGUCAUUCCGGACCUUGAGCAGAAGCUACCCUCUGAGUCCGAGAAGGAGCAGGAGCAUCCCAGCGACGGCGCCCUGAUUCACGACAGCGUCACGGCCGACGACAUUAGCACCGUUGUCUCGCGCAUCACCGGCAUUCCCGUCACCAAACUGACAUCCGGGCACAUGGAGAAGCUGGUGCACAUGGAGGACAGCCUGCGCGCAUCUGUCAAGGGCCAAGACGACGCUCUCCGCGCCGUCGCCGAUGCGGUGCGUCUCCAGCGCGCCGGCCUGAGCGGCGAGCACAAGCCGCUCGCCUCCUUCUUCUUUCUCGGCCCCACAGGCGUCGGCAAGACGGAGUUGUGCAAGAAGCUGGCGGGCUUCCUCUUUAGCACUGAGUCGGCCGUUGUGCGCUUCGAUAUGUCCGAAUUUCAGGAAAAGCACACAAUUUCGCGGCUGAUUGGCGCGCCGUCGGGCUACGUCGGCUACGACGACGCCGGGCAGCUGACCGAGGCGGUGCGCCGCAAGCCGUACGCCGUGCUGCUGCUCGACGAGUUUGAAAAAGCGCACCGCGAUAUUGCCGCGCUGCUGCUGCAGGUCCUCGACGAGGGUUACCUGACGGACGCGCAGGGCCGCAAGGUCGACUUCCGCAACACCAUCAUCGUGCUCACGUCCAACCUCGGCGCCGACAUUCUCGUCGGGCAGGACCCGCUGCACCCGUACAAGGAGGACGCCAACGGGGAGAUGGAUCCGUCGGUGCGCGCCGCCGUCAUGGACGUGGUCGGGCACGCAUAUCCGCCCGAGUUUUUGAACCGCAUCGACUCGUUUAUUCUGUUUAAGCGGCUUGGGCGCGACGCCCUCCGCGAUAUUGUGGAUAUUCGCCUGGAGGAGCUGCAGGCGCGCCUGGACGACCGCCGUAUCGUGUUGCAGGUCGGUGACGACGUCCGCGACUGGCUCGCCGACCGCGGGUACGACCCCAAGUACGGCGCCCGCCCGCUCAACCGCCUCAUCACAAACGAGAUUGGAAACGGCCUCGCGGACCACAUCAUCCGCGGCAAGCUCAAGAUGGGCGAGACGGCGACCGUUCACAUCAAGGACGACGGGUCGGGCUUGGUCGUGGCCAACAGCUCAGCGGCAGAGGCUGCGCCGGCGGCCGCGUCUGCUUGA
Messenger RNA from Cordyceps militaris CM01, 2199 nucleotides. Its product is annotated as heat shock protein 78. NCBI's taxonomy places the organism in Eukaryota, Fungi, Ascomycota, Sordariomycetes, Hypocreales, Cordycipitaceae. Gene Ontology annotation, cellular component: mitochondrial matrix; cytoplasm. The record is from RefSeq and is a predicted model, not a curated record. Gene Ontology annotation, molecular function: ATP hydrolysis activity; ATP binding. The coding region runs from base 1 to 2199 and encodes 732 amino acids. Gene Ontology annotation, biological process: cellular response to heat. The transcript has a single exon.